GUCUGACAAAAACAAAAAUCAACAAGUUCAGGUAAGCAAAAUGCUUAACCUUCAGUGGGGAAAAGUAAAUUAUAGAACUCAAUUCGAUUUAGAAAAGAUUAUAUAAAUGUUUGAGGUAAUGGUUGGUUAUACUUUGUGUAUAAUGUAUAAAGAGGAGAUAAUGAAUCCAAAUGACUUCAAAGAGGGUGAACAAUAAAGAUUUGUUUUAUACUGUGAGGAUUGAGGUUUGAGGAACCGUAGGUUUUACUUUGUGUAUAAUGUAUAAAGGGGAGACAAUCAAUCCAAAUGACUGCAUAGGGCGUGAAGAAUAAAGAUUCGUUUGAUAUUGUCAUGUUUGAGGUAACGAAAGCUUUCGACACUGGUAUCAAGUUUAUAAAUUUACCAUCUGCGAGAAUCUGUUUGGAAUGUUAAAGGUGUGAUGUUUUCACUGAGAAUAGUUGCUACUGACCAUUAUUUGUGUCCCCCUAUCCCAGAAUUGGAUGUUCGAUACUCUGAUUUGACACAGUCAGAGAUAUGGAGAGUCCCUGUAAUUAGGGUAUAUGGAUCAACUCCAAGUGGUCAGAAAACAUGCAUGCAUGUACAUGGAGUUUUUCCUUAUUUGUACGUGCCAUAUGAUGGAACCCAACCAUGGGACCGUUAUCUGAAGUUGUUUGCUAGAAGUUUGGACAAAGCUUUGAAUGUUAGUUUGAAUAAAGUCAACUCUAAUACACAGCAUGUUUAUAAAAUCAACCUUGUGUCAGGGAUACCAAUGUAUGGAUACCAUGAAAAGGAAGAACAGUUCUUAAAGAUUUUCUUAUACAAUCCCAGAAUGGUCAAGAAGGCUGCUGAUUUGCUACUUGGAGGAGCAGUGAUGAAUAAAGCUUUUCAGCCACAUGAAGCUCAUAUACCAUAUAUACUUCAGAUGUUUAUUGACUAUAAUUUGUAUGGAAUGAAUAUGAUUAAUGUUUGUGCAGUCAAAUUUAGGAAGCAGAAAACAGAUGAUGGUGAAAGCUGUUAUUUACCUUAUGAAAGUUAUAAUAGAAUGCAAAAAAAGAAGGAAUCCGAAGAAUUAAGUCCAUCAACACCUACUACACUCUUUGACAGAACAGAAAUAGUCACACACAAAACAUGGGAUAUCAAUAACAUACAGGAGGAAUUGUUACUUGAUGAAUCCAUCACUAGACAGAGUACAUGUGAACUAGAAUGUGAUGUAGUGGCUCCAGAUAUCUUAAAUCGACAGGAUGUGGAUGACAAAAUUGGUAUUAAUCCUGGACUUGCAGCCUUAUGGGAGGAUGAAAAACAAAGGAAACGAAAUAUGGGAGAGACAUCUCAGAUUACUCCACCAGAUUCUCAAGAGAGAGAAGAUAUAGAAAUGAGUGAGAGUGACAAAAUGUUGAGGUUAAAAUACCUACAGAUAAUACAGGAUCAAAAACCAUAUAUAGAUAGCCAGACUACAGAUGAGUCACAAGGAUCAGUUAGAGACAAUAGCCAAGCCUCUGUUCUAGAUAUGCAGUUGUCAGAAGAAGGUUUAGAAAGCUCGUCUCUGGAUACAGUGAUUGUAGAGGAUGAUGAAAUGAUACCAAUUAUUUCUGUAGAUUCCAUUAAACGUGUUGUAUCAAUGAGUCAGAGUUUUUCAGCAUCACAGCCAUCACUAGCAAACAGUCAAGACAAGUCUCUAGCAGAUAUUUUAGCUUCUUUAGCUGAGGAAAAUUGCAGUUCUUCAUCACAGGAAACUGCACAACAAAUAACUGCACUAGAGGAAAGAGAUAGUAUUCUUUUGGAGAAAUCUCAACCUAUUGACGAUGAAGAUGUUAAACAACAGGACGAGGAAACUUUAGAGAUGACACAAGUGGUUUUUGAUGAUGUGGAUAAAAAUAAAGACACUAUUAACCAACAAGAAGAGAUGAUAUUACCGGAAGCAAGAUCUGCUGACUUUAAUCUAGAAGGUUUAGAUGACACUUGGAAUAUGUCUCAGUUUAUUGGUGGUGAUGGUGAAGAUGAAACAGAUGACGAUAUUCCACAAUUUGAUGGAGUAGGGGAUGAACUAGGAAAAGAAACAAAAACAGAGAAAAAUCUUCAGAAACCAUUUGUUUCUAACCAGGUACCAACAGCUGGAAACAUGGAAAACAAUUCGGACUCACCAUCUCUUGGAUCAAAUAGUCAAAACGAAAAUACAGACCAAAUAUCAUCACAGUCUCAAAACGAAACAAUUCCAGCUACAGUUUCUUAUAGGAAAAGAUAUAGGGAAGACAACUCUGUCUACUCAGGACAUGGUUUUGAUAAUUUCGGUAACAUAGUUUCAUCUCAUCAAACUGGAAAUGACAUUCAUAAAGGCAAUGUCAAUUUGCAUUCAAUUAACCAAAUGAAUUCAUCCCAAAGCAGACUUGGUAACAAUGGCAAUUAUAGCAAGAUAUUGCACACAUCAGCACAUGAUAGUAACCGUAGAUGUAAACAAUCAACCGUACAUAGUAGUCAAAUGCCAACAAGUAAUCCUGGUAGUUGUAUCAAAUCACCCGUUCAUGAAGACAAUCUAGGAAUCAAUGCUCAGUCACUUUUCAGGAUGUCCCCUUCGCCAGAAAAAGAUAACUUUACUGUGCAUCAUUAUUCUCAGGAUAGUUUACAAGGAAACAAGGAAAUAGGAUCAGUUCAAGAGCAGAUGCUACAAUCUAAUAAUAAUUAUCAUAGAAACAUGCCAUCUUUGAAUGAUUUAUUGCGCCAAUCACAUUUUCAUAUGUCAAAUGUUAAUCCGUAUGACAAUAUUAAAGGGCACUCAUCACAAUAUCCUGCUACAUCAAAUGUGCAAUCUGUUUCUCAGCCAGUUGUGAAUAAAUUAUUGCAGACUGGUUACCAGGUGAAUUCUGGUUCUCAGAAAACUUUGCCAGGAUCUCACUAUAAUGGAAGCCAAAACGGGAAUCACCAAAUGCCUCAUACACCAUCAUAUAAAAUUGGACAAGAGCAGCAGCAAAUGCAGAAGUCUUCGGAAAAUAAUCUGUUUACACCAGUGAAUCUGCAAACUUUAUUGUUACCUAAGUCAUAUCAACACGCUCAGUCUGGAUCUAUUGUGCCAUCUCUAAUCACAGAAGAACAUUUGACAAAUUGUAACAAUCAAAAUAAUCAGUCAGAUCAACGGUUUUCAGCAACUAAUGCAUUAGUUAAUAUGCCGACUUCUCAAGUAUUACCAAUGAACGACCAACUCAAGGUGCAAAACAUUCAGUAUACAUUGCCAGUGUCCUCAAAUGGUCAAUUUUACAUGCAAAGUCAUAGGAAUUCAUUUGACAAUUUGCACGAAUAUUCUCAUAGAAAUAUGAAACAGACAUCUUCAACUGUUAGGAAUGUGUCAUCAAGAUUGACACACCAGCAUAGUGGGAGGAAUGUGUCAUCAAGCUUGACACACCAGCAUAGUGGGAGUAAUGUGUCAUCAUCAAACUUGACACACCAGCACAGUAGGAGUAAUGUGUCAUCAUCAAGCUUGACACACCAGCAUAGUGGGAGUAAUGUGUCAUCGUCAAGCUUGACACACCAGCAUAGCAGGAGUAACGUGUCAUCCUCAAGCUUGACACAGCAGCACAGUGGGAGCAAUGUUAAUCAUUUUCAGGAGAAGAGUUUUCACCAGUUAUUGACAGAAGAUGAACAUCUUUCAAAACAAGAUAAUUCAGAAGAUGGUAUUUGUUUCAAAAAUUCACAGCUGUCUGAAAACACUACGAAUUAUAAGUCAAAGCCAUAUACUGAAUUAAUUCCAAAGUGCCAUCAAUAUAUAGGACAGUCAUCCAAUGAACAUUCAUGUUUACCCAGUAAUAACAUACAUGUUGAGCAAAACAGGCGGCAGAAGAAAAAUUUGACUGAAUUUAAUCAAACUUCCUCUUUUCAUCCAGUGGAAAGCAAAGAUCAGUCAAUCAAUAAUUCUUUACAGAGAUCUAUUACAGAGGAUUUGAAGAAAAAACAGGAUAUGUCAGUCAUUCACCAAACUCACAAAGCGCCACAUAACAUUGGCUACUUAUAUAAACAUUCAGGGAUGCAACCUAUGCAACAAAAUCCAAAGGCCAAGGAAAUAUCAAGGUCAACCAAUAUAAGACAAAAACUACAAAGAAUUCCUUCAGCAUCUACAAUUAUGCCUAGCAUGCAUGAAAAUAUAAAAAAAAAAGCUACAAUGAAAAAUGAAGGUAAAAGUUGUAAAAACUUUCACUCAAAAAAUGAGCCAUCUACCUUAGAAAGGUUACUAUUGUAUGGAAACGAUGAUACAAUUAUGGGAUCAUCUUGUAAUAAAACGGACAAUGCUUCAGAAGUUUAUGUACAGUCUACAAAUGAAAGUACUGAUCAGUUUCUCCAUUCAUCACAAUUAUCAUCUACUCAAAGAGCAUUAUCUCAACCACAAACACAUUGUGAAAGCUCUGUUAGAAUGGAUAAAACUCAAGGAAGUGAGAGAAAAAAUACUUUAUCUAGUCUAGAGACUCUUGUCAAGAAUGUUAAUCACGAAUCAAGCUUUGGAUAUCAUUAUAAAAGUCCUGUACACAGUCAAGAUUUGAAUAAUUUCGAUCCCUUUUCUGUUUCUGACACAAAUAGUGUAUGUAAUACCAGUGAAUCUUCCAGUUACUCCUGGCAAAAAUCACCAGCUCACAAUGAUGAUACUGAAUCAUCAAGUGACUUUAGUCAUCCUAAAUUGUCUUGUCUUUAUGAUGGUAGCAAGUCACCAAAUCAAUUUUGUGUUUAUAAAUCACCUAGCCAGUUUGGUGGUAAGCCACCUAAUCAUGUUGGACUAGGAAGGAGUUUAUCAUAUAGUGGAUCUUUACAUUAUGACAAUUUUAACUCUAAUACAUUAAAAGAGCAAAAUAAGAUGCAUUUACAUGAAAAAUAUCAACAUCCCUUGGAUCUAAACCACACAUGGUCAGAAUCUAGUAAAAAUGUCAAAAAACAAAAAGCAGCUAUUAAGAGGUCAAAUAGUUUCACAUUUGAGAAAAAGGUACAACAGGGGACAAGAACAAAUUCAAUUCAGCAAAUGAAACAGCAUUGUGGUGUGAAAUCAAAGAAACCACUUACACCCAAUCGGGCAUACUCAUUUACAUUCCAUCUUCCAACGCCUUUUUACAAAAAACUGAAGUUUAAAAACGAGAAGGAAUUGAAGCAUGACAUCAGUGUUGUAAGAAUGCACCCUAUGGAUGCACGAAGAUACAGUUUGUUGAAAAUCGGCAGAGGAAUUGUAAAAGUUAAAAAACUCUCCCAAACAGACAUUGAUAAAUCUGGUAUUAAAGCCUCAUUGGAAGAGCUGUUGAGAAAAGCUGAAAACAACCAAAAACAAAAAAGCCUUUUCUAUCAAAAAUGUGUUCAAAAUUAUAAAAUGAAAUCACCAUAUGAUAUAAAAACUCAGGAUGUUAAAUUUGUGAAUGAGAUAAAUGUUUCUAAUAAGAAAGAUAACUUGAUCUCAAAGAAACAUAAAUCUCUGGUGAAUAUGGCAAAUAUUUAUCGUGAACCAAUGAUUGCUCCUCCCGCACAGACUUUAUCAGCAUCAUCCAAGGAUUGUCAUAGUAUUCAAAAAGUAACACUUACAUCAAUUAUUGAAAAUGCUUUGUUAACAACCGUUAUUCAAGAUAAUGACGAAGAAAAUACCAUAAAUCUACCUCAGACUGUUACAGGUUCUUCUGAUCAGUGGAAUGAUCGACAAUCAGUGCAAUAUCUCAGUUCCAAUAGUUUGGAAAACAAUGGAAAUUAUAAUAAAAAUGUGUCGCAUGAGGAAACAAAAGUUUUAAAAAGUACUUCCCUAAACCAGAGUCAUCAAGUAAAUUUAAAUUUUGAAGAAAAGGAGCUUGUUGAAAAUUCAGGAUUAGAUAAUCUGAUGUUGUACAAUAACUGUAGUCCUAUUGGGCAAAACUUUUCAUCAGGAAAAUGUGAUUCAAGCUUGCUGGAAACAAAUCUCUCAAAAAAUGAUAGUCAAUUAUGUGAGAACUCAGUGAAGACAUUUUUAAAAAAUAGUAAUUGUUUUGCUUCUGUGAAAUAUAAUUCAGGGAAUUUGAGUGCAAAUAUGAUGUUUCCAACUCAUAGCCUUUUAAAUACAAGUGGAAACUCUGAGCAUCAGAAAAUUGGUUCAAGUAAAGAUUUUAUAGCAACAAAUGUAGCUUCAAACGAUUGUUGUCCUGAAUAUAACAAGAAGUCAAUGUUGAAAAGUCCUACUGCUGUCAUUGAUUCUGAAAUAGGGGAUGAAAGUAUAAUCUUGAAAGACGAAAGUUUAACUGGUGAAAUUCUUAAUAUAAAAAGCGAUUUUGGAAAAAAAAAUAAAGAUUUGAAUCAUUAUGUGGGAAAAACAGGAAUAACUGGUGCAAACACUAAAACAGAUAAAAGUCUAAUAACAGGCUUUGUAGAAGAUAAAGAAUUUGUUGCAUCAGAAAAAUGUCUUGACCAAAAUUCCUUGAAAUGUUUGGAUUCUUUCACAUCAAAGCCUGGAAAUGGUUAUAAAAAACGAAAAUUGCUGGAAAAUCUAACUGUUACAUAUGGACCUGCUAAAUGGCAGAAAACAGUAAAAAGUCCUGACUUAUCCAAUGUUUCUUCAGAAUCAUCAAAUGAUGACUCUCUCCAUCAUUUUGACUUUUUUUCCCUUGAAAAAGAAAAUGGUGUAAGCAGCUCUGAACAGAAAAGUUCAUGUGGUUAUUAUCAAGGUUUAACAAUUGACUGCAUUAGAAAACCUUACCCAACAUGCAAGAGGAAAUAUUCACUUAGUAUGAACCGUAAGCUUCAAGUUGCCUUUCUGAGUAAGAAGACAAAAAGAAAAAACCAGGCGAAACAUGCAAGUAAAAAUAACAAAAUAAAAAUAUUGGGACUAUCACUGCUUCAUGAAGCAACAUUGGCUAAUUUAACAGAGAAAAAAUCAUCAAAUGAAGUUGAUCUUGGCGAAACUGAUUCGGAGUUCGAAGAUGUCCUUUCAAAAAUGGCUCUCUAUUCCUCCCCAGAAACUGACAGUUUAGAUAGCUUGCCUCCUCAACCAUUUUCUCCGGAAGGGUUAUCUCAAAGUAUAUCAAGUUCUGAAUAUUGUAAUAAAAAGGAAUUUUCUAACUUGGAAAUGGAAACAUCAGAACUAAGUUAUUUAUGUGAUAUUGACAAUUCAGAGAGAUUGUUGACAGAAAAAUGUAACAUUGAUGGAUUUUCAAACUUUGAUGACCAACAUUUUUCAAAAACUGACUGCUGUAAGAAAGCUGUUGUGAAGCUUAAUCGUUUGUCAGAAGACGAAAUUGAAAAGUAUAAGAGGGAAAAGCAAAAUAUCAAAACAGAACAAGAAAAUUCACCACCAGAUUUAGAGCCACAAACUAUCUCACAAUAUCCAAAAUAUGGUUCAUGUAGAAAUGAAAAAAAUCAUAUAGUGAAAUCACACAUAAAUCCAACAGAAGUUUCAUCUUGUAAUUCAAAAUAUGGUGAUCUUGACAGCCUUAGUGAGCCAACUCUCAGCAUAACAGCAGACAAGAUUAAUAAUGUGCAGUUAUUAAAGUCUGGUGAAAAUCAAGUUGGAGAUAAAGUUAUGGAGAUUUCUAUGUCAAAACAUUUAACAAAUGAUAAAGUCAAUAUUAAUCCAGUAUAUUUGAAGGAAACUGAAUCCCUGCCAGCUAAGGAUUAUGUUUGUGAGCCUGUUCAACAUAACUUGAUUUGUGCAAGUGAUGACAAAGUUUAUACAUCUAAAUUAUUACCUCCAUCUAAAAAACAUGUGACUGAUACAGCCAUAAAACUGAACUUAAAUCAGGCAAACAACCAAAACGCAUUUUGUAGUAAUCCUGAUGAUAUUCCAGAAAAACCGAAAGAACUAGGAGGGAGAAAACUAAGCAUUGAAUCAACUCAGUUGUCUGAGUUAGCUGAGUUUAGCAGUGAUUUUGGGAGUGACAAUAUAGCAAAAUGGAGAGGCAUUAUUUGUUCAGCAGGUGUCGACUUUGUUAACUCUAAAGAUAUACUUGAUAAAAUAGACAGGGACAGACAACUGCAGUUUUCAAUAGUAGAAGAUGCUCAUGUUAUCAUCACACCUUGUAAACCUGCGCCUUUAUGUAAAACUAUAAGAUAUUGGAAGAAUAGUAGACAGAUUUAUAAACAUAGCUCUGUGAAAGAAAGAAAAAAAAUUGAUAUAAAAAAACAAGAGCAGAUUGAAUUUAAGUGUAUACAAAAGUUUCAACAAAAAUUUUAUUCCGUAAAGCCAAAUAAGAGUGUUAGCUUCAAUGGCCAAUAUAGUGAAAAAAUGUCUUCAUCUUCAAAAGCUAGUAGAACAUGUGUAAAUGAGAUGAAAUCCAACAUUGAUGAAAAUAGCCUGAUUUGUGACAUUUCUAGGGAUGAUACUGAAGAUGAUGUCAUAGGCCCCUCCCCGCCUGAUGUUACACCGUCCAAUAGAAAUAUCAAACACAUAUUACGUGAAACUUCUAGGGAUGAUACUGAGGAUGAUGUCAUAGGCCCCUCCCCACCUGGUGUUACACCUUCCAAUCGAAAUAUCAAAGACAUAUUACGUGAAAGUUCUAGGGAUGAUACUGCGGAUGAUGUAAUAGGCCCCUCCCCACCUGGUGUUACACCGUCCAAUAGAAAUAUCAAUCACAGAUUACAAAACAGACUUUUCUCAUCUCAGCCUGGAUUACUCACUAGUUCAUUAUUGUCUAGUCAGCAGACACUACACAGUACACCGCUGACAAAAGUUCGAAAUAAUAAUCUUGUAUUGCCUGCUUGUACACCAAUAAACCAUUUAAAGAAAGAGGCUCCUUUGUCCAGACUAGAGGCUGUUAAUAGCAGGAAGGGAGAAUUGUCAAUUGAAUUACAGCAAUAUUCCACACCUGUACAGAAAAGAAAUGUUUCCCAGAUAGAUGGACCUACACCUAAAAAUUCAUUUGGAUUCCAGAUAAGCCAACAAAAUUUUCAUGAUGCUAAAGCACUCCAUGAGGUACAGAAUAUGACAGUAUUAAGUAUGGAACUAUUAGCAGACAGUAGAGGGGACCUACUUUCAGAUCCAGAAGUAGAUGCCAUAAAGGCUGUUUUCUACACUAUACAUAAUGAUAUGAAUGAUACAGACAUAACAGGGGUUAUAGUGGUUGAUGCAGAAUCUACCAAGAUUCAGGAAGAAUCAAGAGAAAAGAGUAAACAGUCAGCACAUCUGUUGACAUGCAACAAUCAAAAUCCAUCAACUUCAACGGGUUCAUCACCUGUAUCAGAGUCCCACAAGCCUUCAACUUCAUCAGAUACAACGGGUUCUACACUUGUAUCAGAGUCCUUCAAGCCUUCAACUUCAACAGAUACAACAGAUAGGACACCAUGUCUUAAGGAUACUGUAAAAAGUGACCAGUUAUCAUCAAAACUGCAAAAAUACACUUCAUUUUCUGGUGUACAUUUAAAUCAAACAUUACUCCAGAAGUCAGGGAUUGAUGACAAUUUGCAGGUUGCAUAUGUAGAAACAGAGAUUGGUCUUUUUAAUGCAUUUAAGGAUCUGAUAACAAGAUUGGAUCCAGACUUGUUAGUUGGUUAUGAAAUACAAAAAACAUCUUGGGGAUAUUUAUUGCAGAGAGCAGCUCAAGUUGGUAUUGAUCUUUGUUCACAGAUAUCUAGGAUACCAGAAGAGAAACGAGGUAGCCAUUUUUCAGCUGAGAAGGAUGAGUAUGGUGCUGAUAGCAUGUCAGAGAUUCAUAUUGUUGGCAGGAUUGUGCUCAAUCUAUGGAGAGUUAUGAGACAUGAGGUUACUCUUAAUAUUUAUACAUUUGAGAAUGUGAUGUUCCAUGUCCUUCACCAGAGAACACCUAAGUAUUCAUUUAGAAAUCUCAACUCUUGGUACAAUAAAAAGACACAUAAUCACAGAUGGAGAGUGAUAAAUUAUUAUAUCACCAGAGUCCGAGCUAACUUACAGAUAAUGGAACAGAUUGAUCUGGUUGGUCGCACAAGUGAAUUUGCCAGAGUAUUUGGAAUAGAGUUUUAUCAUGUUCUAUCCAGAGGAUCACAGUAUCGAGUUGAAUCAAUGAUGUUACGACUGGCUAAACCAAUGAAUUUCAUCGCAGUCUCACCAAAUGUGCACCAACGAGCUAGAAUGAGGGCGCCAGAGUGUAUACCUUUAACAUUAGAACCAGAAUCCAGAUUUUACCAUGAUCCUGUUGUUGUGGUUGAUUUUCAAUCACUAUAUCCAUCUAUCAUGAUUGCUUACAAUUACUGCUUCUCUACUUGUGUUGGAAGGAUAAGUUUACUGGAAAAAGCUCACGAGGGUGCUAUUGAAUUUGGAUGUACACAUUUGAAGAUUCCUCCUUCAGUUUUGAAGAAAAUCCAAGACGAUGUGACAGUUUCUCCAAAUGGAGUGGUGUUUGUGAAACAGAGCGUAAGGAAAGGAAUAAUCUCAGCGAUGGUAGAAGAUAUAUUAAAUACAAGAAUUAUGGUGAAGAAAGCCAUGAAAGAUUGCAAAAAGGACAAGACAUUACAUCGGCUGUUGCAUGCUAGACAGCUAGGGUUGAAACUGAUUGCCAAUGUAACUUAUGGAUACACUGGAGCUAAUUUUUCAGGACGUAUGCCAUGUAUUGAGGUUGGUGAUAGUAUUGUUAGGAAGGCAAGAGAAACUUUAGAAAGGUCUAUUAAACUGGUAGAAGACACACCAAAGUGGGGAGCAAAAGUUUUGUAUGGCGAUACUGAUAGCAUGUUCAUCUUAUUGAAAGGUAGAAGUAAAGAUGAUGCCUUUAAGAUUGGUUAUGAUAUCUGUGAUGCUGUAACAGCCUUGCAUCCAAGUCCAAUUAAACUCAAAUUUGAAAAGGUUUAUCUUCCUUGUGUAUUGCAAACAAAAAAGAGAUAUGUAGGAUUUAGUUAUGAAACGCCAGACCAAAAGGAACCAAUAUUUGAUGCUAAAGGAAUAGAAACAGUGCGAAGAGAUGCAUGUCCUGCCGUAGCAAAGAUUUUGGAAAGAUCAAUAAAAGUAUUGUUCACAACAAGAGAUGUUUCACAGGUUAAGCAAUAUGUUCAAAAUCAAUGUUGCAAAAUAAUGGAGGAAAAAGUUAGUAUGCUGGACUUGGUCUUUGCCAAGGAAUUCAGAGGGAUGUCUGGAUACAAACCUGGGGCAUGUGUUCCAGCUUUGGAAAUCUCAAGAAAAAUGUUGCAACAUGACAGAAGAUCUGAGCCUUCUGUGGGAGAGCGAGUACCCUAUGUUAUAGUAUAUGGAAGCCCAGGACUACCUUUAAUACAACUUGUUAAACAACCAUUUGAAUUACUGACUGAUCCGUCAUUAAGGAUAAAUGUUACAUACUAUAUCACUAAACAGAUCCUCCCACCAGUAGGAAGAAUAUUAUCUUUACUUGGAAUUGAUGUCUUCUCAUGGUAUAUUGAUAUGCCUAAAAUUAUACGUGUUGUACCACAUUCAGUUAUGCCUGCUGAAAACCGGAAGGGAACCAUUUCUCAGUACUUCUCAUCUUCCAACUGUCCUGUUUGUGAAAAGGCCACAAAUCAAAAUAUCUGUGAUAUCUGCAUUCAGGACCCACAAACAGUCACAACAGUACUAAACAGCAGAAUUAGAAAGUGGGAAAAAGCACAUUACCGAAUGUUGGAAAUUUGUAACUGUUGUAUGGGAGCACAAGAUGAAAAACAGCAUUGUGUAUCACUCGACUGUCCAAUAUUGUACAGACUUAACCUUGCCUUAAAAGAUAGCCAUAAAGGAACACAUUUCAGGGAUAUUAUUAACAAGUGUUUUGAAUUUUGACACAAGAUAUAGAGUUUAAAAGUUUGAAACUGAGUUGUUGUUUGUCUGUGAUCAUAUAUUUGUGUUUGGGAGUUGAUGGUUGUUAUUGUCAGGUUUACAGUGAGGUAUUAAAGGUGAUCCCUUUAUAUGCUCUAUUUUUUCUUUAAAAUAGAUCAGGCAUAUUUGUAAUGUAGUAACUACUCAGAAGUAAUAAAACAAACUGUCAACAUAGAUUAAAAACUUUAGGACAGGUGAGACAUGUCUUUAGUAUGCAUAUACAUAUAUUCAUCACAAUUAUAUUUAUGACAAUUCUUUGCUCAAUAUUUGUACUUUCUGGCUGAAUAACUCAUAGCACCAUAAGAAAAGUAUCUAUAUGUUGUAAGUCUAGUUAAACUUGCAGAUAUUUUCCUUUUGUAAAGGUUUGUACAGAAGUAAAAAAAAAUCAUUGUUCAAUGUAAUGUGGAAUGCAGUACAUUUAUCAUUUGAAUAUAUGUUAACAUUUUGUAUUAAUACCGAGUGUGUUGCAGAAAUUUUGGGUUGCCUAGGCAGAGUCAUAAGAAAGCUUUUUCCACCAGUGGUGUCAACUCUCAGUUUAUAUGGUUAGCCACUGAUAGUAACUCAAUGGUAUUUUGUAUGCAGUUGUGCAAGUAUUGGCAAAUUUUUUUCCAUGCAUGGAUAUUUUGAGAAACAUCUUUUUGUGCUGUGAUAAUUGAACAAAAAUUAACAGGUUUAAUAUGAUAUAAGAAAUUGUUUCUAGGUUUAAAUUUUUAUUUAUUUUUGUUUUAUAAGUUUGGAAAAGAUGUGGUCAGAAUUAUUUUUUUAAUCAUAGAUUUUCUGAAAUUUCUUCUUAUAGGAUUUCAACAGAAAAGAUAGAUGGAUGUAACAAUAAAUUUAAAGGUGCCAUUUUUAUUUUAUUUUUAUAAAGGUAUAAAUUUACUUAAUGUUAAAAUAUCUCAAAUUUUCAAAACCCUCUUGUUUUGGAAUUUCAACAACUAUAUUGGUACAUAGGUAUUAUAUACAGUCAAAAUUAUUCGCCGUUGUCAAAGUUAAGAUAAAAACUUAGUUUUUGUCAAGCCUGUGACUUCUGUGGCAGAAAGCUGGCGGCAGUGGCAGAGUUUGUCCACUUCUUCAAAGUUUUAUAUUUAAGAAGGUGGAAGACCUAUGUGCUUCAUACUUUGUAUAUAGAUGCCUUAUGUUAAGCAGUUUUCGUCUGUUAUCUGUGACCUCAUUUUCUUGGUUCAGUGACCACUUAAAAAAAAAGUUUUUAGCAAAACUGUUUGUACCUAUCAAGAACACAUCCUGAAUUAAUUACCGUAUCAAUCAAAAUUUAUAAAAAAUGACAACCUAGUGCUAUGAAAAUAAAUUUCUUUGUAAGCUUCACACAGAACAUUUGCAAGAAGGGUCCUUGCUGACAUUUGAUUGUCAGUGUUCUAGUUGUAAUGACUGAGGUACAAGUGAACAACUGAAUGCUUAGUAGGAUAAUGUAUUAAAUCUCAUCAUUUAGAUGAAUAAGGAUUAUUAAUUUUGCAUCUUUGUUUUACUAUCAUUUUCAGAUUUCAUCUGUAGAUCAUUGUACAUAUAACCUGUAUUUAUUCAAAGAAAUUUGCUCAUACUGACACACAAAUGCUGAUUGUCAUGUUAUUUGUUUAUUUAUGUAUAUUAUGCUGCAGAAUUGUAUAAAUAAAUUUUUAUUUCACAUCUAACGUAAGGGUACCCAAAUUGAACCUAUUUAGAAAAAAUAGCAACGGAAAUCUUACAAGAUUUCCUAGAGACUAAAUAAUUUGUAUUUUUAUGAUUUGAUACUAUGCACGUCUUUCAACAUAGGUAAACAUAUUUAGACAUACACAAAAUGUUCACAGUAUUUAUCAACAGAUGGACUGUUUACUGAAAAAACAAAAUGUACGAAAACGUCAUCAUGCGACGUCAUCAAAACGUCAUCUUUUUAAAAUUAGCAAAUACAAUAUAUAUUAUAAGUAUCCAUUUCGUAAAAUAUGAAGAGGGAGCAUGGACUAAUAUCCAAUUGUUCAAAAUAUUUGAUGAAAUUAAACAAAAGCUUGGUUAUUAGACUUUUGACGAUGUGAAUUUAAGCAUGGAUGCAAUUUGGGUACUCCUCAUUACAGAAUUAUGGAUAGUUUGGAGGUUGAUUCAAACCCAUUUUUUUAUGACUCAAUAUGGAUUAAACAUUAAAUUGGUGUACCUAUACAAUAAAGAAGGACAGGGCUACAAAAUAUACACAUUAAGGACAUUUAUUUCUUGAUCAUAAAACUAGAGGCUCUAAAGAGCAUGUGUCGCUCACCUUGGUCUAUGUGAAUAUUCAAGAAAACAAAGGAAGCAGAAGGAUUCAUGACAAAUUUGUGUUUUGGUGAUGGUGAUGUGUUUGUAAAUCUUAGGUGUCAGACCACCAAUUACUCCCUCAAAUUUAGAAUGUAUGUAAAAGUAGGCCUACUGGGGACAAAAAAUAGUGCAUUUGAUGUCAUUGUUUACUUAAACUACCCAAAAAAUUUUGCAGAAAUGAAACUUUUGGUGAAAGAGAAAUAUAUUAAGACCAUUUUGAGCCCAAAGGAGUAUGUUUGAUAUGGUCAUAAAAUGGCCCCGGUUUUUCGCGUAAAUUUAAAAUUCGGGUUUAUCGACCAAUAUCACGCUAAAUUAUAGCCAACACAUUGACUAGCUAGGAUAUAAACCAUUUUGUUGAAAAUUUUACGUUUCUGUGUUUCAUUAUGACAUCACAAGUUGUACUCAUAUUGAUUUUUCACGAAAAAAUCAAUGAAAAUGGGUGAAUUUCCAUAGAUCAUUGGACAGGAAACAUAGAGUGCAUACGACGACAACAAAGAUCUUUUAAAAUAAUGUUUGUGAAGACAUUUCAAAUUUCUUAUUUGAAUCUUAAGCUUGUCGACGCCUGCACUCUAUGUUUCCUGGUCCUUUAUUUGACCGAAAUCUAGCUGAUUUUGUCAUAUUUCAACAAAAUCCCUUAUCUUUACCUUUUUGGAUGUAAAAAUCAAUGUCAUAGAAUUAAACUUUGACAAAAUCAGUACUGUUUAACUUUCUAACAUGUCUUUAAGGCAACUUUAGACAUUUAUCAUCUUGUAACUCUGAACUUUAUAAUUGGGGCCAAAUAUGACCCUUACCGAACUUACUCCUUUACUUGUCUAUGAGUUGAAAUUAAAAAUUUAGGAUUAAUGCGCUCCAUAGUAUACUAAUUUAAGAUUUCAAGAAAACCAGGGGUUAUUUUUAGUGGUACAUCCAUUCGGAAGGUAUCUUCUUUCUUAUAUGGCUUUAAAGGUGUGUCGAAAAUUGGCGUGAAGAAAGGUGAUACCUGUAAGAUUCAGGACAUACCAGGUUUGUAAGAGGUUAAACUGAAGAUAAAAAUUUUAGAAUGCUAUGAAAAUUGCAAAAUUUGGUUGAACAGAUAGGGACUUUUAAUUGGUGGUCUGACACCUCUUACUUUACUAAACAUUGUUGCUGCUUACAAUUAUCUCUAUCUAUAAUGAACUUGGCCCAGUAGAUUCAGAGGAAAAUGUUAGUAAAAAUUUACAAACUUUAUGAAAAUUGUUAAAAAUUGACUAUAAAGGACAAUUACAGGCAGAUAGAUCUUGACCUGAUAAACAAUUUUACUUCUUGUCAGAUUUGCUCUUAAUGCUUUGGUUUUUGAGUUAUAAGCCAAAAACUGCAUUUUACCCCUAUGUUCUAAUUUUAGCCGUGGCGGCCAUCUUGGUUUGAUGGCCAGGUCACUGAACACAAUACCCAAAAGAUGAUUGUGGGUAAGUUUGGAUUAAUUUGGCCCAGUAGUUUCAGAGGAGAAGAUUUUUGUAAAAGAUAACUAAGAUUUACGAAAAUUGGUCAUAAAUUGACUAUAAAGGGCAAUAACUCCUAAAGGGGUUAACUGACCAUUUUGGUCAUGUUGACUUAUUUGUAAAUCUUAAUUUGCUGAACAUUAUUGCUGUUUACAAUUUAUCUCUAUCUAUAAUAAUAUUCAAGAUAAUAACCAAAAACAGCAAAAUUUCCUUAAAAUUACCAAUUCAGGGGCAGCAAGUCAACAACGGCUUGUCCAAUUCAUCUGAAAAUUUCAGGGCAGAUAGAUCUUGACGUGAUAAACAAUUUAAUCCCUGUCAGAUUUGCUCAAAAUGCUUUGGUUUUUGAGUAAUAAGCCAAAAACUGCAUUUUACCCCUAUGUUCUAUUUUUAGCCGUGGCGUUGGAUGGCCAGGUCACCGAACACAAUUUUUAAACUAGAUACCCUAAUAAUGAAUUCGGCCAUGUUUGGUUAAAUUUGGCCCAGUAGUUUCAGAGGAGAAGAUUUUUGUAAAAGCUAACGACGGACGAGGACGACGGACGACAGACGCCGGACGCCAAGUGAUGAGAAAAGCUCACUUCGGUCUCACUAAUUAGCGACAACAAGAAUUUUAGCGACAACAAGCGACAAGAAGCGACAACAAGAAUUAUUUUAGCGACAACAAGCGACAAGAAACUAUUUAGCGACAAGAAAACAUAUUUGUUUUAAUUAAAAUUUAUAAUUGCAAUAAAUAUUAAAAGAAUAUGCAAAAGAAAUAAUUUUAGCGCCAGAAAGUUUAAAUUGAUAGAAAAAAAUGAAACAUUAUUUACAUAUUCGAGGCCCCUCAUGGGGGGGUCCUAGUAAUCACAUAAUCACCAUUUUUUUGCCAAUAUAAUCACAUAAUCAUUAAAUAUUUGCUUAUCUUUAGUAAUCAAAUAAUCAUAAACUAAAAAUACAGUCCUAGGUAAUCAAAUAAUCAUGAAAUAUUUGGCUUAAUAAUCAAAUAAUCAUUAAAAAAAACGGCCAAGUAAUCACAUAAUCAAAAACCCCAUAUUCAUUUUAUCAUCUAUUAUGUAUAACAGUCAGUAUUACGUUUAAUUACAAAUAAAGCAUCGAAUUGACAUAACAAGAGUACACUUAGAGCAUAGUUUUAAGCAAAUGAUUCAAAAUGGUAUAUUCCAUUAUGCCCACUCCAUAUAUAUCUCCAUUCGUUUAUUCAUACUUUGACUUUGAUGAAAACAGAUACAUACAUUAUCUUAUACAUAUUCUUCAUAUUUAAAAAUAAAAUGAAGCUCAACCUCUUUCUUCUUCACAAAUGUUUAAUUUCUUCAUCUACCAAUAUACUAAUAUUAACUUCACAAUCUCUUUCUUCCUCACAAAUGUUUCAUUUCUUCGUCUAUCUAUAUAAUAAAACAUUUUAAUUAGACAUCUGCUCGUAAAUUUAAAAAAAAAAUUACAUACAAAUUUCUUUAUAUGCAAUAAAAAAAAAUGUUUUCUUGUCGCUAAAUAGUCUUCUUGUCGCUUGUUGUCGCUAAAAUAAUUCUUGUUGUCGCUUCUUGUCGCUUCUUGACGCUUGUUGUCGCUAAUUAGUGAGACCCGCUCACUUGGCUCUUUGGGCCAGGUGAGCUUAAAAAGUAGGUAAAAAAACUUUCAAAAUAGGUGCAAUAUGGGUACCGUCACGUUAUACAUGUAUCACGAUUACAAAUGGUAGCUAAUUUUGUAAUUUAUUUGGAAAAAAAUAUAAUAAGUUGAAAAUCA
Messenger RNA from Mytilus trossulus (common blue mussel), 17145 nucleotides. Its product is annotated as DNA polymerase zeta catalytic subunit-like. Lineage: Eukaryota; Metazoa; Mollusca; Bivalvia; Mytilida; Mytilidae. Gene Ontology annotation, molecular function: nucleotide binding; DNA binding; DNA-directed DNA polymerase activity. Gene Ontology annotation, cellular component: zeta DNA polymerase complex; nucleus. The transcript has 39 exons. The record is from RefSeq and is a predicted model, not a curated record. Gene Ontology annotation, biological process: double-strand break repair via homologous recombination; error-prone translesion synthesis. The coding region runs from base 419 to 11641 and encodes 3740 amino acids.